AUGAGAAAUUUGAGUGGAGGCCACAUAGCAGAGUUUGUCUUGGUGGGUUUCCCUACCUCUCCACCCAUGCAGCAUCUCCUCUUUGUCUUCUUUUUUGCAAUUUACGUGUUAACACUGUUAGAGAAUACACUUAUUGUCUCUACUAUCUGGUUCACUCCAAGCCUUCAUCGCCCCAUGUACUUUUUCCUUGGCCAUCUCUCUUUCUUGGAACUUUGGUACAUCAAUGUCACCAUUCCUCGGCUCUUGGGAGCAUUUCUUACCCAGGAUGGUAGAGUCUCCUACAUAGGUUGCAUGACCCAACUCUACUUCUUCAUUGCCUUAGCCUGCACCGAAUGUGUCCUUUUGGCAGUUAUGGCUUAUGACCGUUACCUGGCCAUCUGUGAACCUCUCCGUUACCCUAGUCUCAUGCCUUCCAUCUUGGCCACUCGCCUUGCCGCUGCCUCUUGGGGCAGUGGCUUCUUCAGCUCCAUGAUGAAACUUCUAUUCAUUUCCCGACUGUCCUACUGUGGACCUAACAUAAUCAACCACUUUUUCUGUGAUAUCUCUCCACUACUCAACCUCACCUGUUCUGACAAGGAGCAAGCAGAACUGGUAGACUUCCUCCUGGCUCUGGUGAUGAUUCUGCUCCCUUUGGUGGCUGUGGUUUCAUCUUAUGCUGCAAUCAUUGCAACCAUCUUGAGGAUCCCUACUGCACAGGGACGCCACAAAGCCUUCUCCAUUUGUGCUUCUCACCUGGCUGUGGUUGUCAUUUACUACUCCUCCACUCUCUUCACCUAUGCACGACCCCGAGCUAUGUAUACCUUCAACCACAACAAGAUCAUCUCUGUGCUCUAUACUGUCAUUGUACCAUUCCUCAAUCCAGCUAUUUACUGCCUGAGAAAUAAGGAGGUGAAAGAUGCCUUCAGGAAGACAGUUCUGGGAAGAUGCCACUAA
This is a messenger RNA of Lepus europaeus (European hare), 933 nucleotides long. RefSeq names its product olfactory receptor 6P1. Bases 1 to 933 code for a protein of 310 amino acids. The record is from RefSeq and is a predicted model, not a curated record. NCBI's taxonomy places the organism in Eukaryota, Metazoa, Chordata, Mammalia, Lagomorpha, Leporidae. The transcript has a single exon. Gene Ontology annotation, biological process: G protein-coupled receptor signaling pathway. Gene Ontology annotation, cellular component: membrane. Gene Ontology annotation, molecular function: olfactory receptor activity; G protein-coupled receptor activity.